UCGACGGCGCUCGCACGGAUCGGAUGUGAAAAGCGGUUGGAAAAGCGCCAGACGCCUAACGUAUCGUUUCUUUUUGAAUUGGAAAACCCGCGUUUGGAAAAUCCCAGACCACGAAAAUAAUCAAAAUAAUAUAUACAGAGUAUAGCUGGCCAAUGUGUAUCUGCGGUUGGAACACAAGUUUUAUGGUGGAAAAUAUCUGAAAAGAAAUAAUUGUGCGCCUUUCGGUUUCGGCUUCACUUCACAUUAUCUAAAAAUAACGGAAAACAAGGAAAAAGAAAGUGAACAAGUGCAAAAAAUUAUCUCGCUAUAUAUAUAUAUAUAUAUAAAGUGAGCCGCAGCCGCUGUUUUUUUUAUACAAAUUAUCGAUCAAAUACAUAAGUAGAGUGCCCUCAACCCAACCCAGAUAACAUAAACUUUCUGGAUGGAUGUUCGAGUUUGGUGACCAACCAAAAACGAGGACGCCGCCAUUUGUUACCUGAGGGGAUAGGCCAAGGUGCCAACAGCUGAAAGAAAGAGUGCACCACAAACAAAAAAGUCACACACCAUCCAAAACUCAGAUUAUGAAUUAUGCAACAAAGCAACCAUAGCAGCCACAAAAGAGCAACUAGAACCACCACAGCACGAACUGCUUAAUGCACACAAGUAGUGGCCCCUAGACUUGGCCAAAUUUGCUUUCCCAGGAGGAUCCGGCGGCGAACAAUAGAGACCAGUCGCCAUGGUGGACGACAUCUCGCCGAUGCAUCAUCGGAUGCAGAAGAAGACGCGCAGCGCCUCCAUUUGUGCCACGGGGGCCAGCAUCGAGACGGUCAUCCACGGGAUGCCCGGCGCCUCCGGAAGUGCCACGCCCGAGGGCGGUACGCCCGGAUACCGCCGUCGCCGGCCGGCCACACGCUCCCAGAGCGCACGCAUCACCUCCGGCGCCAGAUCGGUCCGCCAGAAGACCAAGGCGCAGCAGCAACAGCAGCAGCAGCAGCACACGCUCCAGGAGGCCCGGAGCUACUGCACCAGCGAGCCCCGGCUGAGCGAGACGGAGACGCCUCCACAGCGCCGAAAGCUAUCGCAGCGGAGGCCACAGCCACACGCACAUAGAAAAUCGAACGCCUUCCUGGACGUGCCCACCAUGAACAUGCAUCACCUGCGCGUCAACGACGACGACGAGGAUGUGGACAGAUUGCGCACUUUCAGUGCCUCCAAAGGAGGUAUCAUUAAUCGAGGUGACUCGUUCCGCCGGCGACGUUCGCGGAGCAACAGCCUGGCGCCAUCCAGUCCCAUGCAUACGCGUAAUGGCGUGGGCGGACUGGGGGGCGUGGCCGGCGGUGGCAGCAGCCUGGGACUGGGAUGCGGCUACAACGGCGGCAGCAGCAGCAACGGAUUCGGAAACGCCAAUGCCCAGGAGAACCAUCAGCCGGUGGAGUUCUAUCGCGUGGAAAUGCUCGGAUCGGCGGGCGUGGGCAAACAAGCUCUGAUUUCACAGUUUCGCACCUCGGACUGCAUCAAUGCCUACGAUGGACCCGAAUGCGACGAGGCCGAGCAGAACGUCUCAAUCAUCUUGAAUGGCACCGAGUCGGAGCUGAAGUUCCUCACUGGCAAUCCGGAGAGCAAGGACGAACUGGAGCAGGCGGAUGCCUUCCUGGUGGUCUACUCCUGCAUUGACAAGGAGUCGUUCACGCGGGCCAAGCAGAUACUAUCGCGGCUGCAGGACAUGGACCUUCUGCGCCACCGGCCCACCAUCCUGGUGGCCAACAAAAUUGAUUUGGCCCGCUCACGCGCCGUUUCCGCCCAGGAUGGCAAAUGUCUGGCCUGCACGUUCGGAGCCAAGUUUAUCGAGGUCUCCGUGGGCAUCAAUCACAACUGCGACGAACUCCUGGCGGGCACGCUCACCCAGAUCCGGCUGAAGAAGGACCAAAACCAGCUGCAGCUUAAUCCGAAAAAAUCAAAAGAUAAAAGCAAAAUUAAAGAAAACACAAACGUAGAGACUGUAGAAACUGAUAAUUGUCUGACUGAUCUUAAAGCCAGCGAAGGGGGACCGAGGGAUGCCAACUCGCCGGCGCACUGGUACAAAAGCCGCAGCGUGAUGCUGGCCAGCAUGAAGGCCCGCCAGAUGCUCACCUGGAUCCUGGGCAAGGAGGACUCCAAGUUCAAGCACUGCGAGAAUCUGCAGGUGCUCUAAAAAGAAAGGGGAAAACAACCAAAUCGUCUAUAUACUUACAUAGGGGAUAAGUGUCUCGAUAUGUGAAUAUGUGUAUAACCAGGCAGGCAAAAAGCUUUAUCUCUAAGUGCUACCAGAUGGCUCAUCUAAUAUGUAAACAGGUUUCGACGGUUCGAAGCUCUCCAAUCCCCCUGUAAACAGCCAUUUGCAUACUUACAUAUGGGCAAACAGCUAUUUGUAAUGUCUAACUUAAGCCUGAUAAUCAAAAAUUAAAUCAAAUUUAAUGUAAAACAUAGGGACAUAAUAACGCUAGCAGCGACUAUGUGUACGAGCAACUUAAUGGAACCAAGCGAUAGGAGCAAACCAAAACCAACUAACUAAACUAAACAGAGAACAACACUACUUAUGUACUUAACUAGCAACUUUAGUAACUUUUCUAAGCCAUGAGCAAGUAGGGUGAAUAUUUUUCAUAAGCUGGCUAGCGGCUUAACUAUUUACACGGCGAAAAGGUGUGUAAAAUGUUCGCAUCAAACAGAAUAUAUAUAAUCCAAGGCGAACGAUUUUCGUAUAAGAUUUAUAUAGUAUAUGUGUGUACGUAUAUCGGGUUGCAUCAGUUUGUUAUUUUUAUUUUCUGCAGCUGAGAGGAGUCUUACAGGGUCAUUAACCAAGAGUUAGUUAGCUGCCUAGUCAGAAGUAAAAGAAAUACAGCAACCCUCGAUGAGUGUCCAUUAUAUUACAUAUAUUGUAGAAUUAGAAUUCAAUAUUCUUUGUGUCUUCCUUAGUCAAAUAUGUAUGUGUGUGUCGGUGUGUUUAUAUUAGGGAUCCUUCCAAAAUAGUGCAAUGCAAGGAAUUCGCGUGUCAUCCACAAAGCCUUCAUGUAAAUGUGCUCAAUGUGGAAACAUGAAAA
Molecule: messenger RNA, 3056 nt
Organism: Drosophila rhopaloa
Lineage: Eukaryota; Metazoa; Arthropoda; Insecta; Diptera; Drosophilidae
Gene: Rgk3
Product: GTP-binding protein RAD
Exons: 10
Coding region: 716-2170 (484 amino acids)
Cellular component (GO): plasma membrane
Molecular function (GO): calcium channel regulator activity; GTP binding; GTPase activity
Source: RefSeq, a predicted model, not a curated record